GUAUACAUGGGUGACCUUCCAAAGGCUGGUGGCUUCUCUGCAUCAUCCCUGCACACUAGGAUGCUGCAACAAGUUUUGGGCAGCAGGGCAUCAGAAUCUCUAAUCCACAGCUAUAAGAGGAGCUUCAACGGAUUCGUAGCAAAGCUAACAGAGAAAGAGAGGGAAAAACUAGCUGGCAUGGAGGGUGUUGUGUCUGUAUUUCCCAACCAAAAGAAGAAGCUCCAUACGACGAGGUCAUGGGACUUCAUGGGCUUCCCACAAAAAGCAGAACCAGGAGUUGAGAGCGACAUUAUAAUUGGGAUGCUUGACACUGGUAUCUGGCCUGAAUCUCCUAGCUUUGACGAUGAAGGAUUUGGCCCACGUCCAAGCAAAUGGAAGGGCAUUUGCCAGUCCUCAACAAAUUUCACCUGCAACAACAAAAUCAUAGGAGCUAAGUACUACAAAGCUGAUGGAAAGUUCAGUAAAGUAGACUUUGACUCACCGCGAGACUCAGAAGGCCAUGGCACACACACCGCUUCCACUGCUGCUGGCCGGGUAGUGAAAAAGGCCAGCUUAGUAGGCCUGGCCUCAGGGACAGCACGAGGAGGCGUUCCUUCUGCCAGGAUUGCUGUGUACAAGAUUUGCUGGUCGGAUGGCUGUGCUGACGCUGAUAUACUUGCUGCAUUCGAUGAUGCAAUUGCCGACGGGGUAGACAUAAUCUCUCUUUCAGUUGGGAGCUUCUAUCCCUUGGAGUACUUCGAAGAUUCAAUUGCCAUUGGGGCUUUCCAUUCUAUGAAAAAUGGAAUACUCACAUCCAACUCUGCUGGUAAUUCCGGCCCUGAUCCAGAAACAAUCACUAAUUUCUCUCCAUGGUCCCUCUCUGUGGCUGCCAGCACCAUAGACAGAAAGUUUGUCACCAAAGUGAAGCUAAGAAACAGUGCGGUUUAUGAAGGUGUCUCCAUAAACACCUUCAACCCUAAAGAUAAAAGGUUCCCUUUAGUUUAUGGUGGGGAUGUGCCCAAUACUGCAGCAGGCUUUGAUGGAUCAGAUUCCAGGUACUGCAUCCCAGACUCGCUGGAUAAAAAAUUGGUGAAGGGAACAAUUGUUCUGUGUGAUCAGUUGAACACAGCAGAAUCACAACUAGAUGCAGGUGCAGCUGGUACCAUAAUGCAGGAUGAAGGAUACGAAGAUAAUGCCUACUUAUUUCCCUUGCCUGCUGCCUAUCUAGAUUUGAAGGAUGGCAGUGAAGUUUAUCACUAUAUAAACACAACAAGAGGGCCGACAGCAACCAUAAUGAAGAGUAUAUCGGUUAAAGACAAACUGGCUCCAUCUGUUGUUUCAUUCUCAUCCAGAGGCCCAAACCCAAUAACAAGGGACAUCCUCAAGCCGGAUAUUUGUGCGCCAGGAGUGGACAUUCUGGCAGCUUGGUCGCAGGCUACGACGGUGACGGGCAUAGAAGGAGAUAGAAGGGUGGUUCCCUAUAAUAUCAUCUCCGGCACGUCCAUGGCUUGCCCCCACGCCACCGGCGUAGCCGCCUAUGUGAAGUCGCUUCACCCGAUGUGGUCUCCGGCAGCCAUCAAGUCCGCUCUUAUGACAACUGCUUUCCCGAUGAGUCCAGAAACCAAUACGGAUGCGGAGUUCGCGUACGGAGCGGGCCAUCUGAAUCCGGCUAAAGCAGGGGAUCCGGGUCUGGUAUACGAAGCCGGAGAGGUCGACUACGCCCGGUUUCUAUGCGGGCAAGGAUACAACACCACGUUACUGAGGCUCGUCACCGGAGAUCAAACUAGCACUUGCUCCAAAUCCAGCAAUGGCACCGUCUGGGAUCUGAACUACCCUUCUUUCGCCCUAUCUGUUAAGAGCAAGAGCGCGCAGAUCACCCGGGUGUUCCGCCGGACCGUGAUAAAUGUUGGGUCUCCGGCGGCCACCUACAAGGCCAGAGUGGUGGCACCGCGGGGGCUGAAGGUGACGGUUUCGCCGGACGUACUGGAGUUCAUGGCAGUUGGGCAGCAACAGAGCUUCACGGUGACAGUUGGGGGGAAGGUGGAGGGGAAGGUGGCGUCUGGUUAUUUAAUGUGGCUUGAUGGGGUGCAUCAAGUGAAGAGCCCCAUUGUUGCUUCUUCUUAUUCUUAAUUAAGUUCUUAUGCAAGGUUCUCCACCAUGUAUGCUGCUUCUUCUUCUUGGCAAGUGUAUGAUGACUGGAUGACAUCAAAGUCAAAUUUGAUACUGUACUUUUUACAGAGUAUUGGCAUCUUAUAUAUUGAGCGGGCAGUUAUUCUAUAGAGAUAUUGAAGUAGUAGAAAUUUCACCUACAAUUCGAAGAAAUGCUCUUUUGAGUUUUAUUGACAAAUAUU
Molecule: messenger RNA, 2330 nt
Organism: Diospyros lotus (date-plum)
Lineage: Eukaryota; Viridiplantae; Streptophyta; Magnoliopsida; Ericales; Ebenaceae
Product: cucumisin-like
Exons: 8
Coding region: 7-2109 (700 amino acids)
Biological process (GO): proteolysis
Molecular function (GO): serine-type endopeptidase activity
Source: RefSeq, a predicted model, not a curated record